CAUAUUUUGAGAUAUAGCCUGCAAAAAGCAUCGUUUGUGUUACUCAUAAAUGCCUCCAUUUUUAUUUUUAAACCACUGCAUACUACACGAACGAACCGCUACAAAAACAACCGACGAACUGGCAGCAUUGCAGCUGUCAAAUUCAAUUCGCGUAAAUUACCGGCCUGCUAUCGGCUUUUGUUUAGUGGAAAAAGUUGCAUUUGAACUACUAAUAUAAUUUUCGUUUUCGCAUAAGAAAAAUAAAACAAUAAGACUGAAAUGGUGUCACUACAAGACGUCUCCACUUUCAUUGUGCCGGGUCAGCUAUGUUCCUUACCCCAAAAUGAAGUGGACAGCUGCUCAGUGUCGGAAUAUUAUCCUGAAAUAAAUUUAAACUGUGAAAUGUUCAGCACAUCAGUCAGCGGACACCCAAACGACACUUAUCGCAAUGUAAUGAUACCUGUGAACGAGGGUGUAAUCAAACGCAUCAUACGCACAUUUUUCGAGAGCGGCUUUAUUGAAGCAUUAAAUGAAGCACGAGACCGGCAAACAGCCACUGCAAGUCCGCUGAUAUGUGCUACUGCCAAAUAUACAUUCGAAAUGUUGGAGUUCGUAAAGAAGCUCAAAACAAAAAUAUUUCCACAUACGCGUGAGGUAAGCGUGAAUAAUGUAGCAGAUUACUCUGAAACGCGUGACUGGUUACGCUCAUAUAUACGUUGCAUUGUAUGGCACCCGAAUUGUUUCAAAAUUGCCGUAGCGGGCUCAGAUGAUAUUGUACGCAUAUACACAGAUGAAACCGCAAUGGUGCCGGUAUUAAAGAGCGGUUCACAAAAGUGGAUAACGUCAAUGGCGUGGCGUCCACUAACAGCAGCUGAGUUGGCAAUUGGUUGUCAAAAGGGCGUAUGCCUCUGGACCAUGGACACAAGUAUGCAUAUAUCACGCAGCGCCACACAGGCAGUAUUUUUGAAACAUCCUGGCCACUGCCCUAUAACUUCUGUGCAGUGGAGCCCCAGCGGUACGCUAUUGGCCACAGCCUCUAUUAGCGAUACGGAUAUUUUAAUAUGGGAUGUAGAUAAGUUACAAAACACACCGCUGAGACGAGUUGGCCCACCAUGCUCACUAUUGAAAUGGUCACCAAAUGGCUCUUUCCUAUUUUCUGCGACAGUCGGCAGCGUUUUUCGUGUGUGGUCAGCCGAUAAAAAGUGGACGCCCGAACGUUGGACUAUAAAUUAUGGUGUGGUGCAGUCUGCUUGUUGGUCACCGUGUGGAAAUUUUAUGCUUUUUGUCACAACCGGUGAUAGCAUACUCUACCGUUUGCACUUCCAGGACGAACAGGUCUUUGCAUCCGGCACUUCCACCAAGGAAGCUUUAAAAAUUGCCGAUCUAACCAAAUUCAAUGCUGGUCGUCGUGAGGUCGGCGGCAAACCCCAAUCGUUGGCCUGGGACGCAGAUGGUCGCUAUUUGGCGGUCAUAUUUAAGGACACACCGUGCAUAGCACUGUUCAAUACGUGUUUAAAGAAAUUCGAUAUGACCAUUUCACCGCUCUGCUUUCUUACUGGCCUGAGCAGCGAAUAUCCCUCCUAUAUUUGCUUCCAAAGCAAAAAUCGACGUAAUACGGAUACUGUUUUGACCAUUGGCUGGUCUAGUGGGCGCAUAGAAUAUUUUCCGAUUGGCAAUAUGUGAUUUAGAGCGUAGAAAAAAACACUUCUUAUUUGUGGUACAUAAAUAUUAAAAUGUUUUUUUUUUUAUUUAUUUAUUUAUUAUAUGAGGUAAAUAGCUACAUACA
Messenger RNA from Ceratitis capitata (Mediterranean fruit fly), 1765 nucleotides. It is a transcript of the gene Aladin, whose product is annotated as aladin. Gene Ontology annotation, cellular component: nuclear pore. Lineage: Eukaryota; Metazoa; Arthropoda; Insecta; Diptera; Tephritidae. Gene Ontology annotation, molecular function: protein binding. The record is from RefSeq and is a predicted model, not a curated record. Bases 259 to 1662 code for a protein of 467 amino acids. Gene Ontology annotation, biological process: nucleocytoplasmic transport. The transcript is spliced from 5 exons.